This is a messenger RNA of Cercocebus atys (sooty mangabey), 2711 nucleotides long. RefSeq names its product chromosome unknown open reading frame, human C8orf34. The coding region runs from base 314 to 1930 and encodes 538 amino acids. The record is from RefSeq and is a predicted model, not a curated record. Lineage: Eukaryota; Metazoa; Chordata; Mammalia; Primates; Cercopithecidae. The transcript has 14 exons.
CGCUAGGGAGCGGCUGGUAGAGCGAGCAGCCUCGGGAAGAAGCCCGGGCUGUUUGUUCCCGUCACCUGGGAGAGCAGGCACACACAGUCGCGCGCGCACGGACACACACACACGCACGCACAGACGCUGGUGGCGAGUUCGAGCCCCGCGUCCCCUGUCCGCCCGCGUGCGCCCCUCGGCACGGCUCGCCUCCCGCCCCCUGAUUCCUGCUGCUGCCGCCCAGAGGAGAAAGGAACCUCUGCCUCGAAUUUCCCCACUGCGCCGGGCGCUGCGGCGAGGGGCGAGGGUGGACGCGAGGCGGAGAACGCGAUGAAUGAGUUCUCCCCUAGCCUCGGAGUUGUCUGAGUUGGCGGCGCUGCGCCCAGGCUUCCGGCUCUCAGCGCCCCACGCGCGCGUGGCUCCCCGGGCUGCCACUCACGGCCGCGGCCGGGGCCAAGCCAGCCACGCAGGGCAGCCGAGGCUCCGGAGCUCCUGUCCCGGCCCCAGUCCGGGUAAAAGGAGGGUUGUCCCCAGCGGAGGCGCACAGCCGCGCGUUCUCCCCGCACUCUCUCCGCGGUCCCAUCUGCUCCCCAUGGCGUCUCAUCCGCAAACCCGGAUCCAGGCUUACCUGGAGAAGAACAAGAUCGGUCCCCUGUUUGAGGAAUUAAUGACCAAGUUAAUAACUGAGACACCUGACCAGCCAAUCCCAUUUCUCAUUGACCAUCUUCAGUCUAAACAAGGGAACCGUGGACAACUUCAAAGAACUUUGUCUGGAUCUGCAGCUCUAUGGGCAGAAAGCGAAACAUCAGAAUCCAAAGGAACAAGAAGGGAUUUCAGAAGCUAUGAUAAACCUUGGCAAUUAAAUGCAAAGAAGCCUAAAAAAUCAAAAAGUGACCUUGCUGUGUCUAAUAUUUCUCCACCACCAACGGACUCCAAAUCAUUGCCAAGGUCAGUAGAGCAUCCAAAGUGGAACUGGAGGACUAAACCACAAAGCCGUGAUUUUGAUGAAUUGAAUCACAUCCUUCAAGAGAGCAAGAAGCUGGGGAAAGCCCUUGAGAAUCUCUCCCGAAGUAUUGCAAUUUCAGAUGAACUCGAUAAGGAAACAGUGGCAUUUAAUUCUUCUAUUCUGAGGCCCCGUGUGAUUGGAGAAUGGAUUGGUAGAGAAGAAAAUGAUGCUGAUCCCCUCGCCGCUGAAAUGCUACAGCCUCCAAUUCCAAGAAGCAAAAAUGACCAAUGGGAAAGUGAAGAUAGUGGCUCUAGCCCUGCAGGAAGCUUAAAGAUGGAGCCUAAGAACAAAGGGUUAAAACAGCAGCAACAGCAACAUAAGAAACUCCUGGCUGCAAUGCUCUCUCAAGAUUCUUUUGAGUCCAUCCACAGCCCUACCCCAUCUGUAACAGAAGAAGAUAUUGAUAAUGAAGAUGAUGCAAUGGAAUUGCUGGAGGAUCUUAAUGAUUUAAGAAUGGAGGGAGUAACAACCCUGGUACCUUCUGGGAGCAAAUUUAACCAAGGCCGUCCUACUUACCCGGCUGAGCCUCAGGCCAAGGUCACACUGAACAUCUGUUCAAGGUGUGCCAGGCUUCAAGGAGACAAUCUGGAAGAAAGGACAGAAGAGUCACUACCAAUGCUUCAUUCUCCAGAUGAAAAAAUCCCAGAUUCAUUCGAUUCCUUACCUGGGACUGAAGAAGCACUAAUGGAGGAGGGUGACGAAUUUGAGAAAGCAUCUAAACUAACAGGACCUGGAGAAGCCUCCAGUGGAGCCGGACACUCACUGAAAAACUACAUGGAAGAAGAUGAAUCCUUAAAGCAACUGCAGGUAGUUCAUCAACCAUGGAUCUUGCCAAGUGACACAGAAAGUGAAGGAGUGGAAGCAGAACAGGAGAAACGUUCCGCAGAUCUUCUUCUUUGCGUUCCAUGCUCUUCUUGUCCUACACUGGUCUACUCUGGUUUGUGAAACAGACAGAAGAAGUUGCAAGUGGUCCUUAAAGAAAUUGCAGUUAUUCAAAUCCUUAUGUAUAGUUCUAAUUUUAUUUACUAUGUGUAAUCAUUUAGAGAAUGGUUAUUUUUAUAAUCUCAAUAAUAAACAAGUACUAUUGUAACCAGGGGGUGCCCAAGUAUGUAAUCAGAGAACACUAAUCCUGGCAAAGGAUUGUGAGGUGGUCAGGAGGCCAGCUGCCUUUUGACAUGGUUAGUGUCCUGGAUUUAGAUUACUUUAUACAUAGUUAUUAAGAUUAAUAUUUGAUAUAUUAAAUAUUGCCUGAUUCAAAUAACUUUGCUUAAAACUUUUCUGUAUUUUAACUUGUCUAGGGUUUUCUACUUCUUCUAUUUUUAUAAUAUUUUCUCAUUUUUUAGAUUACUAAACAUUAUACUUAUCCACAUGUGCCAAGAUGUGCCAUUUAGGUCUCUGCAGAAGUCAGCUGUUUGGUAUCAUCACCUGCCAUAUAUGUUGUGUGCAGCAGCAGUAAGAAGUAUAUGCUCCGCCACUGCUCUUUCUCAUGAUUAUUUUCUCCAUUCCUAUUAAAACGAAUAAUUGUUAUGUUAAUUCAAUAAAGCAAACCAAUAAGGAAUGAAAUGCAUGGCCCAAAACAUAGAAAAUGAAAAUCGUUUGACCAUUUAUGCAAUUAUUGAAUCCAAUUAAGAUGAUCCAUUUUAAAUUUAAUAUAUGCUCGCUUUUGGAAUGUGUUAUGCAUUGAUGCUAAGUGAAUGGAUCUAAGUAAAUCUAUUGAUAUCUCUAC